UUCGAGCUCGAGCACCUUAAGUAUUCCGUAAAAAUAAAUACAUUUAUGAAAUAGGUACACGCACGGAUCUGUUUGAUAGAACAUAAACAAUUUAAUAUCAAAUAUUAUUUCAUAUCAUAAUAAUUGUGCGGUCGAGGGCGUCAGAUUAUUUUAUUGUGGUGCCAAAAUAUCCGAUUCAUCCGAAGAAACCGAAAUAUUUACCACCCUCAAGUAGUACCAGGGUCGUUAAAACUGUGUUAUCACAUUUAAUACUUAAAAGGUCCGGAAAGUGUUACACUGGUACAAAAUUGGCACCGUCUAUAAUAUCUUAUGGGCGGUCCUGGUUUGCGCAAAAAUACCGAAAAGACAACUUGUUAGCGCACGAAACUACCAUUCGUUUGAGUGCAAUCAUAAGAACUUUGAAUAAAAAUGCCGGAAUACCACGUGAUACCGAACGAAGAAGAAGUGAAGAGAUUAAAGAAAGAGUACGGGUUGACAAAAGAUCAAAUCACUAAAGAUGUAGCCACGGUCAGGAGCUGGAUGCUAACACAACCGCAUUUACCCAAGUUUCCAGAAUCUAAAAAUGAUGAAAUAGAUUUUUGGAUCGAAGGAUUUUUACGGCUGACGAAAAAUAAUCUGGAAAAAACCAAACAAGGGGUGGAAAGUCAUUUUCGCCUGAAAACGUUGUUUCCACAAGUCUAUGAUGUGUGUGAUCUACCAAAUUAUGUGGAAAGUGAAUUGUUUGAAUAUUUGACCAUGGUCAUGAUGCCCAAACACACGCCCGACGGACUUAAAAUAAUGUAUUACAACUUCAACGAUACCAAUUCGCAUUUGUUUCGUCCGAUCGAGAUAUACAAGAGAAUGCGUUUGAUGUUGGAUAUUUAUCAGAAGAAAGGCAUCGAUUUUACCGGUAUACACGUUUUGAUCGACACGAGGCACAUUACGUUGUCACACAUAAGUCAGUUUGACUUGUUCCAGCUGAAGAAUCUCAUUAAACACGCCCAGAAAGCGUAUCCAUUGCGCCUGAAACACACUCAUAUUUUGUUCCCGCCGAGUUUUAUCGACGUAGCCAAAAAUAUCUUAAAACCGUUUGUGUCGAAAAAAAUGUUUGCCAGAUUAUCAUUCCACAAGAACCUCGAAACUCUGUGGGAACACAUACCAAGAGAUGUACUUCCCAUCGAAUACGGAGGAUAUAGUGGCAAUGUGGACAUUAUCAGAGAGGAAUGGAAAACAUUGAUAUUGAAGAACAAUGAUUGGUUUUUGUCCAACGUCAGUUAUAAAUCAGAUGAGUCGAAAAGACUGAAAAAGAAAAAAUCGUUUUCAUACGAUAAACUGUCGUUUAAAACUUUGAUUUUAGACUAAAAAUUUGUGGAGGCAAAUUAUAUGAAAAUGUUAUUAUAAAGUAUUUAUUUUAAAGUUAUAUAAAUUAUAUUUCAACUUUUUUAUACUUGCAUAAAAUGUGUAUUUCUAUAAUAUAUCUUAGGCUAAAAUUUUAAUGUUAAGUGUAAAUUAAGUAUAUUAUAAGUAUUGUUUGUACUAUUAAUAAAUUAGUAUUAUGUAUUUAAAAAAUAAAUAACAAAAAAAGGAUUUAUUA
Messenger RNA from Metopolophium dirhodum (rose-grain aphid), 1573 nucleotides. Its product is annotated as alpha-tocopherol transfer protein-like. The record is from RefSeq and is a predicted model, not a curated record. NCBI's taxonomy places the organism in Eukaryota, Metazoa, Arthropoda, Insecta, Hemiptera, Aphididae. The transcript is spliced from 8 exons. Gene Ontology annotation, cellular component: membrane. Gene Ontology annotation, molecular function: phosphatidylinositol bisphosphate binding. Bases 409 to 1341 code for a protein of 310 amino acids.